Molecule: messenger RNA, 2042 nt
Organism: Ciona intestinalis (vase tunicate)
Lineage: Eukaryota; Metazoa; Chordata; Ascidiacea; Phlebobranchia; Cionidae
Source: RefSeq, a predicted model, not a curated record
GAUAAUAGGUGUUUUAGUUUUAUGUUGGACCUAACUUUUACUAAUUACCAUACAUACAAAACAUGUUUUGGUGAUGGGGCCCUAAUAGCACUUCGGUGCACAUCGUCGCACAAUGUGCUAAUUGGUUCAACUGCGCACAUGGCCAUUUUGAAAAAAACCGGGUGAAGUCGUCGAAUAUAUACAAAGUUUAGGAUAAGCUAGAAAUAUGAUGGACCUUUUGAAACAGAUCCAGUCAAUGAAAGUCAAAACUUUUCUAACUAUAGUUGGAGGAUUAUGGCUUGCAGCACUUACCAUGACCUACAUUUAUGUUGAAACGUACGAAUUCACAAAGAUAUCAGAUGAUUCUGUCAUUCACCAAAAGGAAUGCUUGGACAAUUUCUUAAAAGUCUUUGAGGAUCAUAAAAUACCAAUGAUAUUGUUUGAUACUGAUAUUUUACCGAGACUUUUUCAAUCUAUGCCUCGUUCAUGGCAUGACAGUGAGCAUAAGUGUAAGACUCUCUGCAAGUUUCACCCUGAGGAGAAAAACGUUAUUACAUUUGCAAUACAAGGUACUAAGUUCCAUGGGCUUGAGGAGUCUAUUCAAAAAGAACUGAACCGUCGUGGGUUUACCACACACAUUACCAUGGUGGCUGAUCCAAGGUACCAAGAGAAAGGCAAGCCUACACUUAUUCCUUCUUACUUCUGGGCAGCGAAAAAGGAUCACGUCAUUCAUAUUGCUUUUCUGUAUGAUCGCAUGACCACAUACUUAUGGCUUGCACCAGUCAGUCCUAAAGAUUGGAAAGACACAGUAGAUGUAUUGGCACCAGCUUUAUCUGAUGGCUGGCAUAGCAUGGAAAGAAUUGGAGCUAAAUUUCCCACAUAUGCUCAAGCUAUUGAUAAAGGUUCACAUUUUCUCAGCUUUCCACUCACUAUAGACGGCCACAAAAUAUCUGUUCCUUAUCAUAUAGAUAAGUUUCUGAAGCAAUACAAGACAUCGCGCUUCAUAGAAUGCAACCAUAAGAGGGCCCAACAUUUCAAGGAUAAAUUUGAAUCAAAACUUACAGAAAAAGAUAAAAAUUUCAAAGCAUCUGCAAAGAAAGUGGUGGCAACUGCCAAAAAAGUUUUGGAUAAACUAAAUAUUCCAUUCUGGUUGAGCAGCGGGACUUGUCUGGGUUGGUUUCGUCAGUGUGAUAUCAUCCCAUAUAGCGUUGAUGUGGACUUUGGGGUUCGGAUUGAAGAUUACGAUCCCAAACUUAUCAAACGCAUGGAAAGAGCCGGCCUGCCAUUGAAAAAUAAAUUCGGAUUUCAAAAUGACAGCUUCGAGCUUUCGUUUAUUUCAGAAGAAGGUGUCAAACUUGAUAUUUUCUUUUUUUAUGAAUCAAAGAAUUUUAUGUGGAACGGGGGAACACAAGCUCAUGAUGGCAGAAAGUAUAAAUAUCUGUUUCCCAAGAUCACGCUUUGCUGGACUGAGUUUGUGGGUUUAAAAGUUCGCAUACCUUGUGAGGCGAGGUCUUAUAUUGAAGCUAACUAUGGACAUAACUGGAUGGUCCCUGUUAAGCAGUGGCAGUGGAACUUGAGCCCACCUAAUGUAGUUACCAAUGGAAAAUGGGAGGACUCUGAAAUGGAAGAGGCGGUCCAGAUUUAUGAGAUUGACUUUACAAAAAUAAAGAAGAAGAAAAAAGAUGACGAGGAUCAUGAGGAAGAUUACGAUGAUUAUGAUGAUGAAGAGGACGCACCCCCGGCACAAUGAUAAGAAAAUCUUUCAGCAAUUUCAUUUGUUUGUUUAAAAUUAUUGUUGUUAAAUAAUGUUCCCGUUUUACAUUGUUUUUCGUUACUGUUGGUUUUGUUCAAAUGUUCUUUCACGCAUUACUGGCAUUGACAGGCAACCACUGUGAAAUAUUUUACACCAACUUACAUUUACUUACUGUUUAGUGUUCUUAUAUGCCAAGUUUUCUGACAUCUUACACUGCUACAUAUUACGUAAUGUUUCUUUGCAAUUGAAGGUUUUUCUAUAACAAAUUUCGUUUUUAAACUUCGUUACACUGUUGGUUUGCUUUCAGAAA